Messenger RNA from Geodia barretti, 805 nucleotides. The record is from the annotation of a GenBank genome assembly. Lineage: Eukaryota; Metazoa; Porifera; Demospongiae; Tetractinellida; Geodiidae.
GCGAAAUUCCGCACGCGCCCUGUAUAUACUUUACUUUACGCAUGCGCUUUAGGAACCUCUGAAAAAUGGCCAGCGAAGACGUUAUUACAGUACAAGAGGUAUCAGUGGCUACUACCACGCCUCGUCUGCAACCAGAAGAAGGAAUAAAGCCACUGGACUUGGCGGACAGCGAGGCUGUGUCCAACUUGGCUCGAGGAUUUCUGGCUGUUCUGGAGCCUGAGUUAGUGAGAGUUCACAGGAGUCUGGAGGAGCUGGUAGUCAACCAAGAUGAAAUGUUGGCCUCAGUACGCGACAAGCGCCUUCAGUUUGAGGACACAACCAAAAUGACUGAAAUCACAACUCUACUGCAGAGGCUACCUCAGUGCAGACAGAAUGUAUCGGUCCUGGCAAAGCAGAUGCAGACUCUCAGCAAGAGGGUAAAGAGACUGCAGGUUUGUGAGUGGAGAAUGGUAUGGUGAGAGGACACCUUACAACAGAUGACACGUGGUUCUGCCCCAUACUAAUACAUUAGUCAGUGUAUUGAACAAGGUACACCUCUGAAUAAAAGACAUUUCAUGUGUUCCUAAGGUGGCCAUUAUUCAGAGGUUUUAGUGUUGGUGUUCCCUCUCUUGUCCAGCAACGUGCAGCCAGGCUGAAAGAGCUGCGUAUCCAGAGGGAAAUACAGAAGAAGAAAGAAAUGGAGAGGAGAUUGGAGCAGGAACGCCUGCUAGAAGCUAAACCGUACUCCAAAUAGCAUGUGUGAAGUUCUCUGUGUGCGCAUGCGUAUAAUAAACUUUGUUGCGCAUGCGUGUAAUCAAUUUUGUUG